AUGAGUUAUUCUGCCAUGCAGGCCAACAUAACCCAUCUCAACACCAGCUUGGACCCUGAUUACGAUUCUUUCCUCAAUCUCGAGAAUAAUGACUACACACCUGCCUCGACUUCUCCAGGCUUGACGUCCGUGCCGAUGCUGACGCCGCAGUCUUCGAUUCCCAAUUCCACCACCUUCGGUUCAAGCUCGAAUCCUCAGACCUUUCCCGGACCCAGUUUCCAGUACGACGCGUACCAUCAACAAACUGGUAUUCCAAUUGGAGCAUUGGCCAAUACUUUCAAUAUCAACAAGGCAAGCGGUCUAUAUUACCACGAGGGAAAUGGAGGGUUUAUCAUGCCCACUGAGACAUUGAACAUGCCAUUGAGCAACCUCGACGAGUUCGACUUUUCUCGCAAUCCAUCCGAUAUGGACUUCGAGGCGGACUCUCCGAACGACCUUCCAACCAUGUUUUCUUCCGACCAUCCAUCUGGCCAGGCUCAAUUCGUCAGUCCCAACACAUUACUGAGCCAAAACAACACUUCCUCUACCUCGGUCCAACGCAUCUACCCCGGCAUGCAUAGCCAGCAGGCUGCCCUGGAAAAAGCUCAGCAGGCACAGAAGCAGGAACAGAUGGCUCGUGAGCAGCAGCAACACCCCCGUGGACAGAAGCCUCUUCCUGCCCCACUGUCGACCAAACCGCAACAGGUUAAGGAUCCUUUGGUGGAAGAGAGCAUCUCUAAAGUCCUGCAUCGCAUGAGACAUGCCAGUGUUGCUUCCACCGUCGACGACGAAAAGACUUCAGUCACCGGCAUGUCCAAUACCCCUCGAAUCAAGAGGGAUGAGGACGAGAUGGAUGAAGACGAACGACUCUUGGCCAGCGAAGAGGGGAAGAAACUUUCGAGCAAAGAACGCCGUCAACUCAGAAACAAGGUGUCUGCUCGAGCAUUCCGUUCUCGGAGAAAAGAAUAUAUCAGUCAACUCGAAGGUGAAGUUGCUGUCAAAGUACAGGAGGCGAACGACCUCCGUGCCCAAAACCAACAACUUCGGGAAGAGAACAACCGCCUCACUGACCUUACCCGCAUGCUCCUCUCCUCCCAAGCUUUUGCAGGUUUUCUGCAAGAGCUUAGUCAAUCUGGCUUGCCACCGCCAACCGUUCAAGGCAACAGUCAGCAGCAAAAGUCUGCUCAGUCCCAGCCUCAACCUCAGCCCACAAAGAAAGAUUUUGGUGCUCAUGAGGCAAAUCAUCAGAUGCAAAACCAGCGACCCCAAGUGGGCAUGGCUUUAAUUCCGGACACUCCGAUGGACUUGUCCUCUCUGCAGCCCUCAAACUCAUGGAUGACUACUCUUCCGACCAAUGAUUUCCAAGUUUAUGCUGUUGCGGAAUUGCCCGAGCCACCAGUACUUGACCUGUGCAAUCUCUCUGGGAAAGGAAGCUCCGACACCAGUACCCCCAAACCUUCCAAAGAGGUUCCACGUCUUGCUGAAAAUGCUCCCCUUGUUACGAGCGCCGAGUCAGAAUCUGAAGCAAUUCAAGUCGACGAUUCAGUUGUCUUAGACCAAGAGUCUUUUGCACUGUACUUCGACUCGCCCGCUACUAUUUCUGGCGAGCCUUCUGUGCUUGAUGGCUCGUCAAAUGAGCAGGUUUCGGACGAGGCAUCAUUGGCGAGACGACUGAACAAAUUGUGCUCUGAUCUGGACGAUGUCUGUGAGAGGCUUGCACACUUCACCUGGCACAUGGACUACGAUGUUAUGGGAUUGCGGGAAUCAAACAAGUGA
This is a messenger RNA of Capronia epimyces CBS 606.96, 1755 nucleotides long. RefSeq lists its product as uncharacterized. Bases 1 to 1755 code for a protein of 584 amino acids. The transcript is spliced from 2 exons. Gene Ontology annotation, biological process: regulation of DNA-templated transcription. Gene Ontology annotation, molecular function: DNA-binding transcription factor activity. Lineage: Eukaryota; Fungi; Ascomycota; Eurotiomycetes; Chaetothyriales; Herpotrichiellaceae. The record is from RefSeq and is a predicted model, not a curated record.